AUGGCAAGCCAUAGUUCAAAGCAAAAACCAGUGGAAAGGAGUUUCCAUGUCAGAGUCUUAGUGAAGAACAAGUUGUGUGUUCAGUUGGUUGGAACUGUGAUUGCUUCAAGCAUCUACUUUGGGACAGCAUGGUGGCUUCUUACAAGUGUGGAGUAUAUCUGCGAUCCAGCCUUGCUUCCAGAAGGAAGUCCAUGGACAUGCCCUGGUGAUAACGUUUUCUACAGUGCUUCAAUCAUAUGGGGAGUUGUGGGUCCACUCAGAAUGUUUGCGAGGUUGGGAGUCUACCCAGAGAUGAAUUGGUUUUUCCUUGCUGGCUUCCUUGCCCCUGUUCCAUUAUGGUUCCUUUCACGCAAGUUCCCCAACCAAAAAUGGAUCAGGCUCAUCCACAUGCCCAUUAUCAUAAAAGCUACAGGAAACAUGCCACCAGCUAGAGCUGUGCACUUUGUGAUGUGGGGAAUAGUGGGAGUUUUCUUCAACUUCUAUGUUCACAACAGGUACAGGCAGUGGUGGGCCAAGCACACCUAUAUCUUAUCAGCAGCUUUGGAUGCUGGGGUUGCCUUUAUGGGAAUCAUCAUUUUCUUUACCCUUCAAUCUAAAGAUAUUUUAGGGGUGGGCUGGUGGGGGUUGGAAGCAGAAGACCAUUGCCCACUGGCUUCAUGCCCUAGAGCACCGAGGGUUGUGGCUGAAGGUUGUCCAUCUUUUGAGGAAUAG
This is a messenger RNA of Vitis vinifera (wine grape), 711 nucleotides long. RefSeq names its product oligopeptide transporter 1-like. Gene Ontology annotation, molecular function: oligopeptide transmembrane transporter activity. NCBI's taxonomy places the organism in Eukaryota, Viridiplantae, Streptophyta, Magnoliopsida, Vitales, Vitaceae. The transcript is spliced from 2 exons. The record is from RefSeq and is a predicted model, not a curated record. Gene Ontology annotation, biological process: transmembrane transport. Bases 1 to 711 code for a protein of 236 amino acids.